UGUUUGUCGCCUCGCGAUCCUAGCUUGUCCCGGCCUACGUGGACCGGUGCGCCCCGUGCGGGGGCUUAAAUGCUUUGGGAAUCGCCAGCGGGUUCUUGCUGCGUUUCCGAUAGGAGCAGAUAGGGCCCGUGCGCGUUGUUCUUGGUGCUAGUGUCUUGCGUCCCUGUUGGGGGCAAAACCUCUGCUUGGGUCGCUGUAAUCUUCUUCAUGUGUUAGGAGUAGAGCGGAUCGCUUGUGAUUGUGCGUGGUUUCAGCUCAGCUUUGUGAGUUUGUACGGUCAUCUUGCUGAAUUUCAACAGCACAGUCUUUCCUUUCAGUAUAGACAGGCUAUUGCUGUUUUGUCACUCACUGAUAGCAAUCACAAGCCUAGCCUAUCUUGUUGCUAUGAUACCAUGAAUCUGCAAUUUAUUGAUCUGGUCAGAUGAAAGCAGUGUCAGUUGUUUCUGAGUGUAGUCCUACUGGUUUCUAAAUAUAUAGCACCUCUUGUCAUAGAGUGGUAACAAAUGGAUCGUCAUGAUACUUCUGGAUUUGUUAGUGGAGGAUGUAAGGAGACAAAGGACUGGAUAAAGGGACUGCUGACAAGCUUAUAUUUCUAACUCCUUAUAUUUCAUUGUGUUAUGUAACCCGGAAGUGAUGCUAACUGUACUUUUACAUAAAGAUCAAUAGAAUUUCAUUGUAGUCGCAGCCACCAGGAGCAAUGAAUCCUACACUUGAACACUCAGGGUUUACUGGAAAAUCUUCGAACCCAAAUACCCUUAGAAACUGGACCAGUGUUAGACCAGUAGUCAUGCAACCAAAAGCUUGUUCUACACAAGUUGACGUGCUUACCCAAGACAGCACGUAUUUUAUGUCAAGAGGGAUCAAGCGGAAUUGGGUUGACUUGUCACUUGGCUUAGGUAACUCAAGCUCCUCUGACUCCAGCAAGCAGAGCAUGGGCACAUGUUGCACUUUGUCUUCUGCUGCAAAAGACAGGGAUGAUGGAUCAUCUAUUGACUUGGACCCAAAUUUUCAGUUCAGUCUGUGUAAUGAAAGCACUUCAAAAAUGGGUACGAAUGCUUGUCAUGCUAAGAGAGCUUUGGAGAAGCAGCCUGUGAUGGAUCUUAAGUUAUCUUUGACUGUCGGGCCAUCUGAAUCUGUUGUUACUGAUGUGGACCUUAACAUGACCACCCAAGAUUACACCAUAUUGCUGGAAUCAUGCAAUAUGGCUUCAUUGCCAACAGUUGAUGAAGGAUCUACAUCUGCUCGCUGGAAAUCUGGUGGUAAGCUACUUCCUUUCCUGUUACCAGUUAGCUCCAGUCAGUCUCAUGGUCCUGUUCCACUUCCACCAACGAUACAACAGCCGAAAGAUCUGGUAGCCUGUUCUUCCAGAGUUGUCAGCCCACAACAGCGCUGUAGUAGCACAAAAAUUUGUUCACAACCAGGAUGCUUUAAAGGUGCUCGGGGUUCAUCUGGGCGCUGCAUUGCACAUGGUGGGGGCAGAAGGUGCCAGAGAGAGGGUUGCAAGAGAGGGGCUGAGGGGAAAACAAUCUUCUGUAAAGGUCAUGGAGGAGGUAGGCGCUGCGAGCAUCUCGGAUGCACAAAGAGUGCUGAGGGUCGCACCGAUUUCUGCAUAGCUCAUGGGGGUGGCCGCCGUUGCAGCCAUGAAGGGUGCAAAAAGGCAGCAAGAGGAAAAUCUGGCCUUUGUAUUAAGCAUGGUGGGGGAAAGAGAUGCCAAAAGGAGAAUUGUACAAAGAGUGCGGAGGGACAGUCUGGCUUUUGCAUUGCUCAUGGAGGUGGGCGGCGCUGCAAACAUGAAGGUUGCAGAAAAGGUGCUCAAGGCAGUACUAAUUUCUGCAAAUCUCAUGGAGGUGGCAAGAGAUGCACGCAUCCGAAUUGCAGCAAGGGUGCUGAGGGAAGCACACUCUUCUGCAAGGGCCAUGGAGGAGGGAAACGCUGUUCAGCUGAAGGCUGCCCAAAGAGUGUCCAUGGUGGCACCCAGUUUUGUGUAGCGCAUGGAGGCGGGAAGCGAUGUGUGGUACCAGGAUGCUCCAAGAGUGCUAGGGGACGGACAGAUUGCUGUGUUCGCCAUGGUGGGGGCAAACGAUGCCAAUUUUCUGGCUGCAGCAAGAGUGCACAGGGGAGUACUGACUUUUGCAAGGCUCAUGGGGGAGGUAAGCGUUGCUUAUGGGGCCAACCAGGAUCUGACCUUGGUGCUGGCAGUGCUGCUUGUGAACGCUUUUCAAGGGGAAAGAAUGGACUGUGCGUCGCACACAAUGCUCUGGUGGAAGACAGUCGAGUCCGUGGUGGCCAGACACUUGGUGCUAUUGGCUCACCAGGAUCUGUCGUGAACUUGGUUGUUAAUCAUGGGGCCCUUUCUGGAACCACCGAAAGCGGGAAUUUCAACUCUUUCAAUUUCGGUCAAAGGACCAGCAAUGCCGUGCAUCCUGCAGAGGUUCUUCCUCAUGUGCCAAUCUCUGCUCCAGAGGGGAGGGUGCGUGGUGGUAAUAUUGUGGCUAUGCUUGCUAAUGGCAAGAAUCUUGGAAAGCAAUUAAACUACAAUCUGGAGGCUAGCACCUCUACUCACAAUUGGCUGUAGCACAUAAAACACCAAUGCCACUGUUCAUUUGGUUUGCUUCGUCUCAACUGGCAAUUAACUAUUGUUCUUGCCCUGCUGUGUAUUUUGGAGGUACGCGUCCUGAUAAAUUAGCAUUUCUAUGUUAUAGGGUCAUUCUGUGCUUUUGUUGUAACCAUCUUGUGUGAUAAAUAAAAGGGGGGAAGUAGUGUAAUGGAUAUUAGCACCCCAAGUGUGAAACUAAAGUAGUUGCUUGGAGAUGUAACAGAUAAUCUUCCAAACUUUUAUGUUCCAUGUUCUCUGUGAGCAUAAGAUUAGCAUUGUGGUAGGUUCCUCAGUCACAGAGCAUGUAUGGAACUGUUGGAACUCUGCUAAAGCAUAUCUCGGACAUAUUUAGGCUGUGUUCUUGGUGCUGCUAUGUACUGUGUUACACAUUCUAUUGAAUUAUUUCAUACCAGAUACUGACAAUGGCCUGGAUAAAGAGUUUUA
Phragmites australis (common reed) is the source of this 3040-nucleotide messenger RNA. RefSeq lists its product as uncharacterized. Bases 698 to 2575 code for a protein of 625 amino acids. The record is from RefSeq and is a predicted model, not a curated record. The transcript is spliced from 3 exons. NCBI's taxonomy places the organism in Eukaryota, Viridiplantae, Streptophyta, Magnoliopsida, Poales, Poaceae.